CUGCCCAGGCGUUUCCACCAAUUUCCCCCUGGCACCCGUUUGCCUCUCCCCCGGAGGACCCCCCACCCCGCGCCCCUUGCCCGCCAGUCCGACUUGCCUCCUCGCCUUCCGGCUGCUCUCUCGCCGAUCCCGCGCGGUACCCGCCCCGGCCCCCGCACAAGCCCACACAGGAGUAUGAAGCUUCGUACUCUGGUGCUCGGGGUCCUGCUGCUGGCGUUCCACGCCGCGCGGGCCGACCCGGCUCUCUGUGGAAAGUACAGCCUCGUCUCGUAUGAGGGCCAAAUCUGCGACAGCACCCAUUCCUGCACCCCGUCGCUAUACUGCAAUGCCGGGACCUGCGAGCAGCGUCUCCCUGCCGGCGCCACUUGCCUGACCUCGGGACAGUGUGUCCGGACCGCGUCCUGCCGCGGCGAUCCGGGCCUCGACACAAAAACCUGCGUCCCAAAUGCCAACCUCGGUGCGGCCACACAUGCCAAUAUCUCUGUCCCCCAUGCGCAUGCCGCCGCUGACCUCGACCGAUCUGGGCCCUCGACUCCAGGCGAGGCCUGCUCCUCUUCGGACAUCAGCCCCGGGGCCCUCCCGGCCUGUGCAUUGCCUCUCGUGUGCGAUCGCUUCACGUCCGUCUGCGUGGGCGGCUACAAGGGCGACGUCUGCACGGCCGGCAGCCAAUGCCAGUCAGAGCAAUGUACCGGAGGCGUGUGCGAGGACGUGUCCUCGAACACCGAAUGCAACGGCCCCCAAGCCUGUGGUGGCGGCUUCCAGUGGUUCUGCGAGACUCCCGACAAUGUGUGCGCCGAGGCGCAGGGCGCCGGCCAGCCUUGCACUCUGGCAUCCAUGGGCCCCGGGGCUGCUCCCUGCGGGGUGGGCCUCUUCUGCGGGCGGUACAACUCCUCCGAGGGCGCCGGCGUCUGCCUGAAGGAGGGCGAGCUGAACAAUGGCGAGGAGUGCACCUUCAACCGGGCCUGCAAGUCCCUGUCUUGCAAUGCCUCCACCGGCAAGUGUGUGCCUGCGCCGACGACAUGCCCCUCGGCCACGACCAUCGGCGGCCCGCUGGUCGGGGGUCUGGCAUGCUCGGAGAAGGAUCUCUGCGCCUGUGAGGAGGCGCAGGAGGACGAGGCCGCCGGCCAACGGGCCGGGAUUCUGGCCGCACCUGGCCCCGGUAGGCGGGUGCUUUUCCGCUUGUUGGAUCGACUUGACGUCGGGGGCGGCCGGCUGACCGGGACCACGGCCACGGUCACCGCCCUGGCCACUGGCCAGUGCAAGGAGAAUCCCUGCUGGAAGCAGCUGGAGCAUGUCGUCUAA
Fonticula alba is the source of this 1302-nucleotide messenger RNA. RefSeq lists its product as hypothetical. The coding region runs from base 175 to 1302 and encodes 375 amino acids. The record is from RefSeq and is a predicted model, not a curated record. Lineage: Eukaryota; Rotosphaerida; Fonticulaceae. The transcript is spliced from 4 exons.